This is a messenger RNA of Uranotaenia lowii, 5989 nucleotides long. RefSeq names its product nucleoporin Nup188 (gene Nup188). Bases 154 to 5919 code for a protein of 1921 amino acids. Gene Ontology annotation, molecular function: structural constituent of nuclear pore. Gene Ontology annotation, biological process: RNA export from nucleus; protein import into nucleus. The record is from RefSeq and is a predicted model, not a curated record. The transcript is spliced from 7 exons. Gene Ontology annotation, cellular component: nuclear pore inner ring. Lineage: Eukaryota; Metazoa; Arthropoda; Insecta; Diptera; Culicidae.
UAGUAAACGUAAAUAUUUUGAUUUUGGCUGCGGUUCGCGUUUCAUUCGGUCACAAUCGCGCGUUUUUCCUGUAGUUUAUUUCCGAUAUUUCUCACUUAUUGGACAAAAUAUUGAAAUACGUGAGUAAAGUUCCAUUCAAACAUUCAAACAGCUAUGGAGGAGUUAACCGGCGAUAUCAUCCAAUGGAAGAAGCUCUGGCAGCUGAUAUCCGGCAUCCACUAUGAAACCCCUAAUGGGGUGGUGCGGGACAAGCUACUGGAUGUUUCCAAAGAGCUUACUGAUGGAAUUUUGUUCUACAAGAAAGCCGACAAGACGUCGGCUGAUAAGCUGCAGAAAACGAUGAAGGAUCGCAACCAGGGGAAGUUGAUCGCCUUCGCCACCAAGCUGUAUCAGUAUUUGGAUAUUGAUGCGCUUCAAUCGUGGAACAUUCUCUGUUUCUACCUGGUCAAUGAGUAUUGCGGACCAGCUAAUGCUUUAGCAGAUUAUAUUUCUACCGAAAGUUCAAUGGUAACCCUGUUGAGUGAGAUUUGGUCUUACUACACGAUGGAACGGAUGGUGAUGCUGAAGAUUGUUAAGAAUUUGCUAGAAUUCUAUAGUUCUGGGAGCCAUCCCUACUCGAAGGAGUACAAACAUGUUAUCGAUAAGAUAGGGCUUGGUAAUCUGAGAAAAUCUUACAUCAAACAGCUAGAAUAUUUGAUCAAUGAAGAUAAUAUGCCCGGUAAACUGAUUCCGGGCGAUAUGUUUAACAGUCAUGCGAAGAUGGUUUGCUGGUCUGAGCGCAAAAUGCGGGAGAUGAGCGAAAUUCUGCACAUUCUUCUGUUAAUUGUCAAUUACGAUGGUAUUCCGGUAACGGAGUUUAUCCAGCUGUUUAAGCUCUUUAAAAGUCACUCUUUCGGUAGACAACAGCAGUAUUUGGACAGCACCAGUGAUGUCCAUAGCGAUAUGGUAAAACGGAUCACGUUCAGCCAAUUGUCCUUCAUUUAUAGGGUCUUAGACUUCACUGGAAAGGAACAGGAUAGCGAUUGGAUCAUUGAAGCGAUCAACAUUCUUGACAGAGAAUUUGUAUCCCUCCAUCAGUAUCCAGAACACGGUCCUUUGCUGUUGGUCUGGAUGUUGUUCAACUUCCGUUUACAGAGUAGACUUGAAGAUGACGACUUGUGUAACCGUUAUCGACAAUUUGGAUCCCGAGCUGUACAAUUGGGUGUGUUCGAAUACCUGCUCGCCUUAAUAUCUCAUCCAACUUUCAACGACCACAGUUUGGUGUGUCGAGUUACACGAAAAUCGAUAUUCAACCAUCUUAGCUAUCUUUGUCAAUUGUUCGAUUCAGAUGGUUCCGUUGCGAGUCACGCGAAAAUAAUCGAACUACUCAGCGAAUUGUUACAGAAUCCCUCGAUAGCUGUCGAGUUUUGCAAGAACGAAGACAAUCCUAUCCGAUCGUUGUACGAUACUGCAUUGGAAGUUUUUCCGGUUGAUUUUGUUCCUUUGGCCACAAUUGCUCACGCUUUGUCAUCGUCCGGUGCCAAUCAAGCAAAAUACAUUCAUCAGCAAUUGGAAAAUCUUCCUGUGUACAGUGAAGUGUUCAACUCUGACCGGUACGAGCUGCGACCUUCUGCUGUCAACGAAGACGAGUAUGUUCUAGGACAUGACUAUAUACCGUUCAGGAAGAUUGGCUUCAAGGUCAAAUGCGGUACGAAUGCGGUGGUUCUCGAUAAGCGAAACCAAACGAUGGUACACUUUAGGACCAAAUUCAAUUUUUACGAAGCACUUCAUCACGAAAUCAACGAGUUGCUGUCGGAUAUGUUGAACUACACGCAAGUGAACGAAGAGCGAAUCCGGAGAAUUGUUGCUGGAAUUCGUUACCUAGCGGUGGCCGUAAAGCGUAUUAAACAUCCGCAAGAUAUCAGCGCAGAAAUGGUUCACCCAACGGAAAUGGUUUUUGACAUUCUUAUCAAAUUCAAAGACAUACAUAAUCCACCCAUCGAGUUGAUCGCUGAAUGCUUAAACGUUUGUGCCUCGCUCGUUCCCCUAUUUGAGCAGGAAAUUUUUACCCGGGUCAUAAAUCUAAACAUUCUGCCUACAAUAAACAAUGCGAAUCUGGAUUUCAAAGACUACGCAGCCGGGACCAGCUUUGAAUCCAGCCGAAUCGGUUACUAUCUAGUUAAUUACGAGAAAAAUGCUGGAAAAUAUCGCAUCCUCAUGGCGUAUUUAGAAUUCUUGAAAACCUAUACAAAGCUGUCAAAAAGCAACGUUUUCGGCGUAGAGCUACCGGGGUUGAUAUUUUUGCUUCGGGAAAUUUUACCCCACGCCCACACAUGGAGGUUCGAAUGUGAAGCUGAAAGACAAAAAAUUUACGUGUUUAUUCUUCAAUAUAUUUUCGAGAUCUUACAGCUUAGUCCAGAAUUGCUAAAAUCGGACUAUGCCCGAACGGUGAUGAGAAAUGUUUGCAUCUACAGUCUGCUGGAUUUGGACAACGGAAUGACGCUGUUGAAAUUUGUUGGAGUUGGAAAUUCGUAUCUGCAGACGAUGAUGGAAAGCGAAUCCAACUGGAUGAUGGCACCGGAACAGAAUGUCAAUCAGAUGGUGCAGUUGUCGAUGACGAUUCUGAUGCAAAUUUUAAGGUUGAAACAUCUGGUGAUCAGUGAUGAAAAGUUGCUGUCCCCGCUGGAAUCGGCUAUUUAUACCCAACCCAAGCAACGAGAUACGUUACGUAUAAUUCCGGUGGUAACUGGAUAUAUGAAUAAUAUUUUUAACCGUCGUUUGCCGAUUUUGAGCUGCCGAUUGUUGCGACGAUUUUCAAUAGAAUUUAAAAUGUCUCUGCUAGCUUGUCUUGACAUGGAAUCGGACCAAAUUCGUAUGAUUUUCCUGCAACGGUUAAGAGAUGAUUUAGAAAAUGAUAACUUAAAAAUUGCUGUGCUGGAAUUUGUCGAAGCGUGUAUUCACAAGCAACCAGGUUUGACCGAAGCCUUUUUCAAAGUACAUUAUGACAAUAUUGAAAAUAGAUUGUUCCUGGGAGUAAAAACAAGCAAAAAGAAAAAUAUCAGUGACGGAAUUCCAACAUAUAUGGAAGAGUACCUGGAGGCGGUUUCUAAGGAUCCCAAAAAGUUGGCUAGCCCUCUGCUCUCCAGAAUUAUGUCCCUGUUUCACGCCCUAUGGAAAAACAACAUGCAAAUUUUAUGCAAAGAUCUGUUAGAAAAGAAAACUUUCUGGCAUUCGCUUUGUAAUCCACUGUUCGGAAAUAUCGGCGAAAGUAUUCGUGCCUACAGCCAGCUUUUCAACAUCUUGGGAAUCGAAUUGUUCAAAAUAGACAACCAUAGAAAAGUUGACGACGACCUGAAAAAAGUGUACGAAAAAUUCCUCGAUUAUGAUGUAUUUUCUCGCUGGGUUGAAGCAGUAUUCGAUAUACCAAAAACAAGCGGCGAGGUGAGUGAUGAUAGUGCAACUUUGUCCUCUGCUAUAACUGACGAGACUCCUGAAUGGCUCGCACGUUUGCAAUCGUUCAAAGAUCUGAUGGUCUUGUUGAUAAGGAAGAAAGAUUCCGGAAUAUACUUACCAGAUAAAAGCAAAAAGUAUCUUACUAACCAAUGUUUGAAUGUCUUGCUAAAAAGAGCCGAGUACUCCGAAGAUUUGCGACCAUUCGUUAUUCUGGCAGAACUUUACCUAGUUGUGCUGUCCGAUUACGAACAUAAAUACACGGAUGAUGCACACCAAGAUGAAGAAGUUCUUCGCGACAUUCAAAGUUUGCUGAACGCCCUUAAUAUUGGGUACAAAGAUAUGCAUAACCGUGCGAAGGAAUCCAUUCUAGCGAUCGGUAUCAAAAUCGUUGAACUUCAGGCGGAUCAAUUGAUCGAACUUGGAGCGAUAGUAUCGGGAAUCACUCGCUCCACCGUUGACAUCGUUUGUCAGGAAAUAUUUGAGUUAGAAUCUAGCACCAAACUAGAAAUAAAAUCCAAAACCACAACAGCCGCCGGUAAUAACGCACGAGUUCAAAUACCUUUGAUGCUGUCGUUGAAUUUGUUGAAAAAAAUCGUCUUUGUUUUCGAAGAAAACGAAUGUCCUGCCUCUCAAUGGCAAUGUUGGGUAAUUCGGAACAAAUUGUUCCAGCGACUGCUCAGUAUCACGAAUAUAAUGCUCCAGUUGUAUUCCAAACGUAAAGUAACUGUGGAAAUUCUGGAACUCUUGGUCAUUCUGGCUAAGAGUCGUUGUUCUGCGGAAAUGUUGCACUGUGAUAUCGGUGAUUACCUCUGGUUGAAACUUUUGCCUCCAAAGGAGCUUCUCCAGCGACCCUAUGUUAUACAAAAUGAAUCUGAUACCAAAUGGAGAACCCAGGACUGGUGGCCCAUCUAUACAAAGGGAAUCGAACUGGUUCGAGUUCUGUUAAACCAGCAUAAGCAUCGGUUCCUGAAAGAUGCCCUCUUUUUCGCCGGAAUACAUGAAGAAUAUUUGAUGGAUUCGUUACUGCUAGCUAAACAAUCGAUGGAAGCCAGUGCUGUUGCUCUCAUCCGGGGUACGCUUGAACUGCUUGGAGAACUGGUUAUUUACGAAAAGGAAUGGCGCUUGGAGCAUGGUCAAAGUUUGAUCAAUCUUAUGCGUUGCGUACAAGUGUUGAUGGAUCACUCGGUUUCGCUGCUUUAUCGACCGAAAAUCCUUAAACGCCUUGCCGAAGGACCCUCAGUUGAGCUGUCGAUCAACGAGCAUGAUGACCCGAAUGCAGUCGAUACGUCCGACGAGGUGGUAGCGGCUAUGAACAACAUGAUCGAUAUCAUAACGCUUUGUGCACGAUGUUUGCUGAAGUUUAGCCCGGAUCUGCUGCAUCUAUUGUGCGAUAUACACUUUUCUCCUAGCCAGUGGUACCCGCUGAUCGAAAUUCAGUUCGGGGUGCCGAAGAUGAAUGCGGAAAAUUAUUCACAGCUUAGCUUCGGUACUGUCCUAAGAGCUGUUUGCUUCUUUACUAAAGUACUGAAUGUGCAACAUUAUUCGUUUCAAGAAACACCUUUAAAUCAACUACCGGUUCAGAAAUCCAGUGAAGCAGACACCGUAGAUGCCACUCCAUCGUCGUUGUCAAAUUCAGCUUUGGCUCGUCUCAACCGGUCUGCACUAACGGCAGAAAACGGUGUCACCCGUCAGUCGAGUCCACGAACUCCUUUCUCAAAAUCACUUUCAAUGACCUCGGUUUCAAGUUUCACGUCCACUAAUGCAAUUGCUUUAUCGAAUGAACUGCUCACUCAUCUGGAUUCGAAGCAAUGUAUCAGUGGUUUGGAAUUUGUCCUCACAUUAUUAGCAUCCCAGAGUUUAUUGGCACUCAAAGAUAUCAACCUUUCGCAAAGGGAAAAGCAACUGAUUAAGCGAGAACUUAGUACUGAGUUGCUUACUUUCCACGACUUUGUCAAAAAACGAAUUCUUAAAGAUUCUAAAGAAAUUUUUGCCCGUAAAAAAUAUGGCUCGGUACCUAUCCUAAACGAUAAUACGGAUGACAACAACGAUGAUGACAAUGAAAACGAUCCAAGUCCAGGGACAUCCAAAAACAUUCCGGUCGUCGUGCCCAAAAAGCCCGAUCGAAGUCAGUCGAUGCGGGUGAACGUGGUUCGUAAACAACAUCUUCAGCAAGCAGGAACCACACCGUUCAGUCCCAUUGCAAACGCUCGUACCGAACUCAACCCAAACAAACCCAUGUCAUCGACCCCGACAGCCCCCCGAGGUAUACUGAAGCCAUCCAACACCGCUUCAAUCAAACGGGUAAUGUUCGACGAAGGUCUCGAGUCUACCAAAACCUUCGCCUAUUGUGGUCCCGAGGAUGAGCCUAUUUUCUAUGAACCGGAGGAGAGCAAAUAUACCGGGCUCUCCUACGUGAGAAUAGUCGAGGAGGAUUAUUUGCAUUUGCUUUCGAAUCUGUUCCUGAUUAUCGCUCAAAGUGAAAAUUGAAGAAAAAUGUUUGCUUAUUAAGAUGACUUUUGUUGUGUUCCCUAAUAAGAUUAAGAUGAUGUAGAAUUAA